CGCUGGGAAGAGAAAUCGAUUCCGUCUACUCAGAACAAUGAUUCGUGGAACGAUUUGUGGAGUCCAUCUAAGUUUCCUCGUAACUGCUCGGCCAUCUUUGGAAAGAAACACCCACUGUAUAUAAGUCGACUGAAGUAAAACAUUGCAAGUUGUUGCCCUGUACUUCUUGGCCAGAGGUAAGUGCCUAAGAGGAGCCAAACUAUUCCAUCAUGAUUGGAGGUCUGUUCAUCUACAACCAUAAGGGAGAGGUGCUCAUCUCUCGAGUAUUUCGGGAUGACAUUGGCCGCAACGCAGUGGAUGCGUUUCGUGUGAACGUCAUUCAUGCCCGCCAGCAGGUGAGAUCGCCUGUGACCAACAUCGCUCGCACAAGUUUCUUCCAUAUCAAGCGCGGAAACAUUUGGUUAGCAGCAGUGACCAAACAGAAUGGCAAUGCAGCCAUGGUGUUCGAGUUUCUUCUAAAGAUGGUGGAAGUGAUGCAGUCGUAUUUUGGGAAAAUAUCGGAAGACAACAUAAAGAACAACUUCGUCUUGAUAUACGAACUGCUAGAUGAGAUUUUGGACUUUGGCUAUGCACAGAACACAGAUGUAGGAAUACUGAAGACUUUCAUUACUCAGCAAGGCAUCAAGGGCACGCAGUCGAAGGAGGAGCAGGCGCAGAUCACGUCACAGGUGACAGGCCAGAUCGCUCACCGGCGCGAGGGCAUCAAGUAUCGCCGAAACGAACUGUUCGUCGACGCGCUGGAGUAUGUUAACCUGCUGAUGUCCCCGCAAGGCCAAAUCUUGAGUGCGCAUGUAGCAGGAAAAGUGGUAAUGAAGAGUUAUCUUAGUGGAAUGCCAGAAUGCAAAUUUGGCAUUAAUGACAAAAUAGUGCUGGACAAUAAGGGCAAGACUACAACGGAUGAUCCCAGUCGAAGUGGGAAAAUGUCGAUAGCCAUAGAUGACUGCCAGUUCCACCAGUGUGUGAAGCUAAGUAAGUUUGAGAGUGAGCAUAGUAUCAGCUUUAUUCCACCAGAUGGAGAAUUUGAACUCAUGAGGUAUCGCACGACUAAGGAUAUCAGCCUUCCAUUCCGCAUCAUCCCCUUGGUGCGAGAGGUCGGAAGAACAAAGAUGGAGGUGAAGGUUGUCCUGAAGUCCAACUUCAAGCCGACUCUUCUGGCACAGAAAAUUGAGGUUCGCAUUCCAACCCCAUUAAACACUAGUGGAGUUCAGCUGAUAUGUAUGAAGGGAAAGGCCAAGUACAAGUCUAGUGAGAAUGCCAUCGUCUGGAAGAUAAAACGCAUGGGUGGCAUGAAGGAAUCGCAGAUAAGUGCAGAGAUUGAGCUACUGCAAACGAAUGACAAGAAGAAAUGGACACGGCCUCCAAUCUCCAUGAACUUUGAGGUCCCAUUUGCACCCUCAGGACUAAAGGUUCGCUACCUGAAAGUUUUUGAACCGAAACUAAACUACAGUGAUCAUGAUGUUAUCAAGUGGGUACGCUACAUUGGACGAAGUGGACUGUAUGAAACCAGAUGUUGACCAUGCAAUAACUAGUACACACGAGUGGUCGGAGGUAGAAUGUGUGAGUUUGGGAUGUAAGCACACACAUGUCAUAAAAUAACAAAUAGGGAACCGUAAAAAUUGUAGUGCAUUGCAGCCAGUUGAUAAAUUAUCUUGUUAUGACCCUGCAUAGCAAUAGUCAUGCGUUUACAUCAUACGGAGUUACUUGAAUGUUUGUGAUUACAAAAUGUAUGUAGAAAAUUACAAUGUGUUAGGUCAUAUUGGUUGUUUUGUUGACCAAACAUUAAACCUGCAAGAAACCAGCAGGAAUUAUUAAAAGGCUAAAUUGUCAUAACUAGCAGUCACAUUUCGUUAUUAACUAUACUAAAUCGGUCACGUUGCAAAUUCUAUUGAGAGAAGAAAAUUGGAUCUCAAUAUUGCAUUUAUUUAUUAUCGGAUGCAAAUUUCCUGUUAACAUUUAUAGUAAGUAUUUAACCUGAUUUAUGCAAAAUAUACGUUUUCAAGGAAUUGUGGUAUUUUUAAUUGUCUUGCAUUCUGUAUAAACACACAUGGCUGGACAUACCGUCGAAUACUAGUGGUAUUGCUUGGAAAGGAAAUGGCUGAUGGCACGCCAUUCUCUUUAACCCGUAACAGGUAUAGUAGCACUGCCGCAUCCAAAGAGUGCUAUAAAAUGUAGAUUAAAUUAAUGCUAUCAUCAUUACUUGAUAUGUAAGUGAUCAAUCAGAGGUGUAAAAAUAUAAUGACUAAAUGUCCCUCUCGACGAUAUAAAUUUGCGUCGGUGCAUGUUGUAUUUGAAAAAGUUUGGUGUUGCAUGCUUAGCUAGUAAAUAGAUGGCGUGCGGUUGUACAAAAUUCCACAUGGUGUCACCGCAGAUGUUAGUUUUCCGCGAUGAUUGAGAAGCAGUUGUAAGAUUUCUUGGCACGAGACCAUUUUGUUAAUGGGUUGUUUGUUUGAUGACCUCAUUCCGUCUGUCUGGGUGUUUCGAAGAAUAGUUGAUUUGUGAGACCGGUGACGUAUGCAGAUAUUUCAUAAACUCGCAACUCACGAAAUUUUACUUACACCAUUUAGAAGAGCUGAUAAGAAGUUCAGGUUUGAUUAUUCGGGUAAAUGAUACCCUGAUGGGUUUCCCUCAGAUGAUCAUGAUGUUUUGUUGUGCCCAGAAUAUUUACCAGGUCGAAAAUGGACAAAACCCUCUGAUUUUCAUGCACCAAUUUUAGUGCGUUCUAACCUAAGCAUUUUGCUAUGUAAGUUUUUCGCAAUGUGUACGUUUUCCUGUGCCUUGUAGUUAUGUGGACGACAGGUGAAAGUGUCAUGUAUCAUAAGGUAGUAACACUACUUAGCGUGCGUAGGUAGACGAUUGUUGGUGGGCUACCCUGGCAUACCUGUUCGACCAGCAAGCUAGUUUCUGCUGUCCAUCACAGUGAAGGUGUUUAUUGAAAUUUAGAACUUGUUUCGGUGAACAUGCUUCGGCUAGGCAAAAUGUGUGGAUAGACUUUGUGCAUUCCAAUCAAUUAGUGUACCGCUUAUAUGUAGCAUUUCAUGUUGGUGAGAUUAGAAAAAAAUUCUGUUAAAUUCUUUGCAUUUUCGAAAAAUGAUGUAUUUCCCAUACAGACAUACGCGUUCGUAUAUUACGGCAAGUCAAUCAAAUAGUAUCUGUUUGAUAUUACAUUCCUGUCAUUUAGGCUCAUGCUUGACUUACGCUCUUACUCACACUUCUCUUCUAUUGGGCAUGGGCUCAUAUCGCUCUUUACUCGGACUCUAUAUACUGUCGCUGAUCAGUUAUAGGUGACGUUGUCUUGUAGGUAGCAACGUGUAUACAUAAAGAUUAGGAGUUAAUAAACACAAAUUAAAUGUUUA
Priapulus caudatus is the source of this 3353-nucleotide messenger RNA. Its product is annotated as AP-2 complex subunit mu. Lineage: Eukaryota; Metazoa; Priapulida; Priapulimorpha; Priapulimorphida; Priapulidae. The coding region runs from base 210 to 1514 and encodes 434 amino acids. Gene Ontology annotation, biological process: intracellular protein transport; clathrin-dependent endocytosis. The record is from RefSeq and is a predicted model, not a curated record. The transcript is spliced from 12 exons. Gene Ontology annotation, cellular component: AP-2 adaptor complex; cytoplasmic vesicle. Gene Ontology annotation, molecular function: clathrin-cargo adaptor activity.